AUGUGCCUGCGGUCCCGGCGGGGCGAUGAAGCAGCGAUGACGGCCGGUGAGGGGACCCUCCGGCCCUGGAAACCCGACCCGGGGCAGGCGGAGGGGGGUCGGCCGCCCCCGGGGCCAUCGCUGCCCCUGACCCUCACCGUCCUGGCCUGGCUGGGCACCGGCACCACCAUGGCCGGCCUCAACAAAUGGAUCUUCGCCACCCACGGUUUCCGCUACCCGCUGCUGCUGUCGUCCCUCCACAUGCUGUCGGGGGUGGCCGUGGGGUACCCGCUGGGCUGGGCGCGGGGACCGUCACCGCCGCCCCCCCGGCCCCGCGCCAGGAUCUACCUGCUCAGCCUCACCUUCUGCACCAGCGUGGCGUUGGGCAACCUGGGCUUGAGCUACGUGCAGCUGGAUGUGGCGCAGGCGGUGGCCACCACCACCCCGCUGGUCACCCUCCUGCUGUCGGGGCUGCUGGGGGGCCGGCGGCACCACCCGCUGCAGUAUGCCGCCAUGGGGCCCGUCUGCGCCGGGGCCGCCUGCAGCAUCGCCGGCGGGCUCCGCUUCUACCAGCCGGGCUGCGGCUUCCUCCUGGCCGCCGCCGUCCUCCGCGCCCUCAAGUCCAUACAGCAGAGUCUGCUGCUGCAGGAGGACCGGCUGGACGCCCUCUCGCUGCUCUGCCUGACCUCCCUGCCCAGUUUCUGCCUGCUCUUCGGGGCGGCCGUGGCGCUGGAGGUGGGUCCCUCCUGGGAGGGCGUCCUGCGCUACGACGGCACCCUCUGGGCCUGCGUCCUGCUCAGCUGCCUGGGCUCCGUCCUCUACAACCUGGCCACCUUCUGCGUCCUCUCCCUCACCUCCGCCCUCACCGUCCACGUCCUGGGCAACGUCACCGUGGUGGGCAACCUGCUGCUCUCCCGCCUCCUCUUUGGUAGCCACCUGAGCGGGCUCAGCUACCUGGGCAUUGGGCUGACGCUGGCCGGCAUGUUCAUGUACCACCAGCCGGACCUCAUCGCGGCACGCUGGGCGGCACGGCCGGGACGGGGCCCCCCGAGGCGGGAGUAGGGUCCCCGGCGGGGACGGGGACGGAUGGGAAGCCGGGGAGGCUGCAGGGCGUGGGCGAGCACGGCUCUGCGGGUGCACGAGGG
This is a messenger RNA of Gymnogyps californianus (California condor), 1124 nucleotides long. RefSeq names its product solute carrier family 35 member E4 (gene SLC35E4). NCBI's taxonomy places the organism in Eukaryota, Metazoa, Chordata, Aves, Accipitriformes, Cathartidae. The record is from RefSeq and is a predicted model, not a curated record. The transcript is spliced from 2 exons. Gene Ontology annotation, cellular component: Golgi apparatus. Bases 1 to 1041 code for a protein of 346 amino acids. Gene Ontology annotation, molecular function: antiporter activity.